CAUUUGUAAGAAAUACAGUGCAACUUAGUUCCUGGUUCCAACAAGUAGUCACACUACGGAGACUUGCGGGAACGAUAAAUAUUACUCUCGAUUUCUGUCGAUAUACGCUAGUGGGCUGUAUAGGCUUUAUACGAUAGUGCAAUUAUUCAAAGCAAUUUACACUGCCGGAUUCCAUCAUAAAUCAUGUUCCGUUUCAUGGUAAUUGCGGCCAUUGCCGGUGUCGUUUUGGGACAAGGACACUACAACUCUGACCCACGAACCGCCGCUAUUUUAAGCGAGCAAAGGUAUCUGUCCGGAGACGGAAAAUUUGGUGCCGCCUACAGCCAGGAAGAUGGAAUAAACUUCAAAGAAGAGACUGAUGCCGAUGGUACCAGACAUGGAUCUUACAGUUAUGUUGACCCAACAGGACAACGUCGUACUAUCUCCUACACUGCUGGAAAGAAUGGAUUCCAAGCUUCCGGAGAUCACUUGCCCCAAGCACCACCCGCUCCACCAAAUACACCACCUCAGCCGCAAUACCAACCCUUGCCCCAAUACCAACCACCACAGCCAGCUCAACAAUACAACAGUGGAAACAACUACGAUAGUGAAGGACAAUAUGAUCCCCGCUACAAUGACCCAGGCUUCACCGGAAAUCAACAAAGCAACUAUCAACCAGCUCCCCAGCCUGCCUACAACCCACCCCAACCAGCUUACAACCCACCCCGACCAGCUUUCAACCCAACCCCACAACCCCAGUACCAACAACAAUACCAACAGCCAUACCAACCCCCACAAAAUCACUACACCACUGAGCCACCACACCGAUUCCAGCCACCUGGCAAACUUUCCCUCAACCGCACCCCCGAUGGCUUCAGUUACAGCUUCAACAAGGUUAAGUAAAUUAUGAUAGUUCACGACUGUUCAUUUCCCCACUUCCUAGUAGUCUGUAAACUUUGACUUCCUUCCGUAUCAAAGCCAUUUUCUCCUCUUCCUCUAUUUCAUUGACCAUCAAAUCUAGCUCCCAACGAACAAUUACGGUUUUCUCCCCUGGAAGACCCACCCACACCUGAAUCGAAAUUCGCUUCCUUUUAGCGGGACAAUUAACUCUUUGAGUACGCAUGCUGUGCCCGCAGAGGUGAAGGUGGUUUCUUCCGCUGCUUCACUUCUUUCAAAUUCCUUCGUUGGGUGUGUCCUAAUUCUCUAUACAAACGACUGAGCUGGUCAUCACGAUAAAUUAUAUAUAUGUAGCAUUUUGUAUAAUAUUUUAUUUUUGUGUAAACUAUAGAGCGUAACGGAAACGUUGUUAACUCUAUUCCACUGUGAGCGUAAGCGUAAGCUAAACCAUAAGGCUUGUGUGUUUGUGUUAAAUUACAACAAAUCGAAACGAAAAAAGAAGAGAGAAUAAAAUUAUUGUUAAAGUAAAACGGA
Molecule: messenger RNA, 1410 nt
Organism: Hermetia illucens (black soldier fly)
Lineage: Eukaryota; Metazoa; Arthropoda; Insecta; Diptera; Stratiomyidae
Gene: Cpr100A
Product: pupal cuticle protein Edg-78E
Exons: 3
Coding region: 184-882 (232 amino acids)
Cellular component (GO): chitin-based extracellular matrix
Molecular function (GO): structural constituent of chitin-based larval cuticle
Source: RefSeq, a predicted model, not a curated record